Molecule: messenger RNA, 1329 nt
Organism: Rhipicephalus sanguineus (brown dog tick)
Lineage: Eukaryota; Metazoa; Arthropoda; Arachnida; Ixodida; Ixodidae
Exons: 1
Coding region: 1-1329 (442 amino acids)
Molecular function (GO): zinc ion binding; nucleic acid binding
Source: RefSeq, a predicted model, not a curated record
AUGUCGCCUACCGCACCGCCAAGUGAUACGGUUGCCGAGGAGCAACCCGACACCCCCGACGCCGAUGGCACCAACGAGAACGAGUUUCAGACCGUGUUCUCAAAAUCUCAGAAGCGUCGCCAGCGCGCCUCGACGGCUCCGCGACCAGUUGGGAACAUCGGCCCUCCCACCGCGCCUGCGGCCACUCCUGCCGCGCACCCGUCUACUGCCCGCGUUGUCCCUGAGCCUGCCAAACCGCCCACUGCGACUCAGGCCGCUUCUACAGGAGUGCUUGCAGCUGCAGACACCAUGCUGCGCUCUGCCUUGUCGCCGCUGGAUUCCGGCACAGUUCUUUUCCGACCGGCCAACGCCGGUGCUUCCUUUCACCGCACCUCCCGCCUUGCCAUUGCGCAAGCUCUCUCUGCGCUGCGCGGCGUCAAGGAGGUGCGAGUAAACACGAAAAAGAACAUCGUGGCAGCCGACGCAUCUACAGCAGAAUGGAUGGAUCGCCUACUGGCCACGUCGGAGCUCGCGGGAAUACCCGUGACUGCCCGCCCUCCUGCUGACCGCUCACAAAGCAGCGGUGUGGUGCAGGGCGUCGACGGCGACUACACUGACGAGGCCCUGCUGGCUGCAGUGACGUCCGAGGUGCCGGUGAUUGCAGCCAGGCGACAAGGGACAUCACUGAUCCUGCGGUUCGCUUCCCCCUUCCCUCCCGCCCGUGUCCACCUUUUUCGCAUGGCGUUCAAAGUCAGGCCAUGCCGGCCUCGUCCACUUCAGUGCCUGCGGUGCGGACGCUAUGGACACAUCACUGCAGCUUGCCGGAGACUAGAGCGGUGCCUGCGUUGCGGUGACCACCAUGGGAAGGACGCCAGCUGCACCAGCAAGGUUAAGUGCCUGCACUGCGGUAGGCCACAUUCAGCUGACUCCGCGGAAUGCCAGCUGUGGCAAAGAGAGCGGCGCCUGGCCACCAUCAAGGCGUCAUCUCUCACGUACCUGCCUCAUCGCGAGGCUCAAGCAGCCUUGCGGUCAAGCUCUAGUGGGACGAAUGGUCCUCAACUAAACCAGACCAAAGGCAAGAGCUACGCUGCAGCGGUGGGAGCGCCAUCGAAGGAUCCGCGUCCAACAGGCGCACAACAGCGGGAGCCGCCUGCUGGUCCCAAGAAGCAGGGCUCAGCCAAGCCUCGCCCACCCACGAAGGCAACCUCGCAGCCUCAUGCUGAUCAGGAGAACGCAAACCUGAGGCUCCUCUUAAGGGCGGUUGCGGACCUGCUACAUCCUGAGAACCAGCUGCGCUCCAUCUGCCUUCAGGCAGGUGGCGUGCACCCUCCUAACAGCCACCAUGGCUAA